CAGAUCGCCGCCCCUCACUCCUUUUGACUGGUUUUUUUUUUUUUUUUGCCGAUAAGAAGAUAAAAAAACUUAGAUCACGGACUAUACACGGCCGUCUUGCCGAUAAGCCUAAGCCGUUUUCUGUUGUGUCGAAAUUCCAUGGUACCUCUCCUCACCCCCCGCAACUUUCUAACCCCUUCACAGUUGGCCUCGCUGUUUCCCUGCCACACCCAUUUCUCUCGUUCCCGCCUUCCCCUUCGACGACAACAUGAUUCAAUUACUUGUAAUUCUGUCUCAAACAGUUCCAGUGCAUUCGACCAAUACAAGCAACAAGUGAAUCCUGCUUAUGGGCAGCCUCAGCCCAGAACAUUGUUCCCUGGAGGUUAUAAGAGGCCCGAAAUUAAAGUCCCUAGUCUGGUUCUCGAGUUGAACCCUGACGAGGUUUUGAGUGGUGGUGAUACCCUUGAUUUGAUCGACAAGGCGGUCUCGAAAUGGGUUGGGAUUGUGGUGCUCACUAGCAGUGAAACCAGUGGCGGAAGGCUUUACGAAGCUGCUUGCACGUUGAAGUCGGUGGUUCAGGACCGAGCCUAUUUGUUGGUUUCUGAGCGCGUUGAUAUUGCUGCCGCUGCUGGUGCUAGCGGUGUUCUGCUCUCUGAUCAAGGUCUUCCGACAGUCGUUGCGAGAAAUACAAUGUUGGAUUCCAAAUCUGAAUCAGUGGUUCUUCCUUUGGUAGCUAGAAUUGUGCAAACUGUAGAUGAUGCUGUAAAUGCAUCUAAAUCCGAAGGUGCUGAUUGUAUUAUGUAUGGAAGUGCGAAAUUGGAACAUGCCAAUCUGGAGGUUGAUUCAAUAUGCAAGAACGUGAAGAUACCUAUUUUCAUCAUGUGUUCUUCAUAUGGAAAAGAUAUUUCCAAUGCCGAUGCAUCAAACUUGUUCGCUUCAGGUGCAAGUGGUUUUGUUAUCAAUUUGGAAAGUUUUGGUUCAUGUGAUGAUGAAUCUCUGCACGCACUAUUUGACAGCGAGUAUUCAAAUGAUAAGAAAACAUUUGAUGGUCACGGUGGCAAAGUCAAUGAGCGUAAGUUGUCAGACAUUGAUGAUGACUUUCAGAGGGAAAAGGAGCUCUUAGCUGGAUUUAUCAAACUGAAAAACAGAGAAAAACAAUUGAUAGAAACAGAGAGGUCGAUAUUAAACGAAGCUGUGCAAGUUAUCCGCAAAGCUGCACCACUGAUGGAGGAGGUUUCACUUCUCAAUGAUGCAAUUUCUCAAAUUGAUGAGCCAUUUUUACUGGUUAUAGUGGGGGAAUUCAACUCUGGUAAAUCCACUGUCAUCAAUGCGCUUCUUGGGCAAAGAUAUCUUAAAGAAGGAGUUGUGCCAACAACCAAUGAAAUCAUGUUUUUAAGAUAUACUGACUUAGACUCAGAAGAACAACGUUGUGAAAGGCAUCCAGAUGGCCAAUAUAUAUGCUAUCUUCCUGCUCCAAUUCUUAAAGAAAUGAUCGUUGUUGAUACACCUGGAACUAAUGUGAUUCUCCAGAGACAACAACGUCUAACGGAAGAAUUUGUGCCCCGUGCAGAUUUGCUUGUGUUCGUUAUUUCUGCUGAUCGUCCUUUAACUGGAAGUGAGGUUUCUUUUCUUCGAUAUUCUCAGCAGUGGAAAAAGAAAGUUGUCUUUGUUUUGAAUAAAUCUGACAUAUAUCAGAGUACUCAUGAGCUUGAGGAGGCGGUGUUGUUCAUCAAGGACAAUGUGAGGAAAUUGCUGAAUAUUGAAGAUGUGAUAUUGUAUCCUGUGUCUGCGCGAUCUGCACUUGAAACGAAACUUAUGGCUACCUCGGAUGUUGGAAAGCAUAAUGGAGAACUAUUGGUCUCUAAUAGUGAUUCUUAUCAUAGAACCAGGGGCUUUGAUGAAUUUGAAAAGUUCUUGUACAGCUUCUUGGAUGGUUCAACAAUACCAGGGAUGGAGAGAAUGAAGCUGAAACUUGAAACUCCGGUUGCAAUUGCAGAUAGACUAAUUUCAGCUUGUAACACUCUUGUGACACAAGACUAUAGAUAUGCCAAGCAGGAUUUGACUGCAGUGAAUGAUGUUAUCAAUAGUAUAGAUGACUUUGCUCUGAGGAUGGAAAGUGAGAGCAUCUCUUGGAGAAGACAAAUUUCAUCAUUGAUUGAGACGACAAAGUCAAAUAUUGUGGAGCUUGUUGAAGAUUCUCUGCGAUUAUCCAACGUUGACAUUGUGGCUUCAUAUGUAUUCAAAGGUAAAAAUUAUGCCAUGCCUGCUACCUCAAGAAUUCAGAAUGACAUGAUUGUUCCUGCUGUGGCGGCUGCCCAGAAAAUACUGGGAGAAUAUGAAGAUUGGUUAGAAUCCAAAAAUACUGAUCAAGGAAGACUCUACAGGCAAACUUUUCAAAAACAAUGGCCAUCAUUGAUAAAUGCAGAGAGUCAGGUGGAUUUUGAGACCUAUGAGUUGUUAAGGAAAGUGGACCACACCGGAAGUCAAGUAAUUGAAAAGUUCAGCAGCAGUGCUGCUUCCAAGUCAUUUGAGCAGGAAGUACGUGAGAUGUUCUUAGGUGCUUUUGGUGGACUGGGUGUUGCUGGCUUAUCCGCUUCACUUCUGACAUCUGUGCUGCCAACCACUUUGGAGGAUCUUCUUGCUCUUGGCCUUUGUUCUGCUGGCGGGUAUCUAGCUAUUUCAAAUUUCCCAGCUCGUAGACAGAGUGUGAUUGAUAAAGUGAAAAGGAAAGCAGAUACGGUGGCCCUUGAACUUGAAGAGGCCAUGAAGAAGGAUCUCGUUGAAGCUACAAGGAAUUUGGAUGCUUUUGUUAAAACCCUUGGCAAACCUUACCAGGAUCACGCACAGAACAGACUUGACAGGCUGUUAGAGAUUCAAGAGGAAUUGUCAAAUGUCGAUAAGAAAAUUAGAACGCUACAGAUUGAAAUUCAAAAUCUUCACGUGUCAUGAACUCCUUUUUUGAAUUGUAUAUAACACUGCAGUUGAGUGAGUAGGCAAGAGGAAUUCGUCCCUUUUUUUCCUUCUUCUGUAUUACUGGCAAUGCCAGUGGAAAAUUUUUUGUCGUUCACGAAUUCCAAUACUAUCUCACUAGAUUUUUUAUACUCCGUCGGUAGCAACUGAGCGGAAUAGAUUAUAGAUGUUGGUAAAAACAUGUCAUGUUUGCUCUGAUUUCCCAUCAAGUCAUACAGAGCAAAGCUUAGUGAGCAGGCCGACUAAGUCCUUUUUUGUAUCAUUAAUAACGUAAAGCAUUAGUGAUUCGUAUUUCAGACAUA
Molecule: messenger RNA, 3251 nt
Organism: Neltuma alba
Lineage: Eukaryota; Viridiplantae; Streptophyta; Magnoliopsida; Fabales; Fabaceae
Product: probable transmembrane GTPase FZO-like, chloroplastic
Exons: 12
Coding region: 139-2928 (929 amino acids)
Biological process (GO): thylakoid membrane organization
Cellular component (GO): chloroplast membrane
Molecular function (GO): GTP binding
Source: RefSeq, a predicted model, not a curated record